Messenger RNA from Salarias fasciatus (jewelled blenny), 4034 nucleotides. RefSeq names its product enhancer of zeste 1 polycomb repressive complex 2 subunit (gene ezh1). NCBI's taxonomy places the organism in Eukaryota, Metazoa, Chordata, Actinopteri, Blenniiformes, Blenniidae. Gene Ontology annotation, biological process: heterochromatin formation. The transcript is spliced from 20 exons. The record is from RefSeq and is a predicted model, not a curated record. The coding region runs from base 391 to 2712 and encodes 773 amino acids. Gene Ontology annotation, molecular function: histone H3K27 methyltransferase activity; protein binding; chromatin binding. Gene Ontology annotation, cellular component: nucleus; ESC/E(Z) complex.
CCCAGGACGCAGCGUAGUAAUAAAUCGCGCGGCGCUCGGAAAAGGCAGCUCGCGAUCAUAAUAAAGACGUCACCCUGCCGCCGCCGCCGCCGCCGCUCGCGCUGGCUCCGGCGAGCCAAGUGCGCAGCUAUUUGUACGCUACAACAACAACAACCUCCAGCAGCACCAUGCCCGCGGAGGACGCAGGGAUUUCUGUGAGAUCCCCCUCGCCGAGCGGAGAGCAGAUCUGCGUCAGAUCCAGAGCAAAGGCGGACUGAAAUUGCUCCGGAUCUCUCUGCAAAAAAAAUAAAAAAAAUUAUAAAGGAAAAAAAAAAAAAAAACACACAGACUUGAUCGCGCUGCAGGAUCUUGACGCACCAAAUAGGACGCAGGACGAGGAUUUGAAGAGUCAUGGAGGAAACAGCAGCUGCAGUCCCUGCCUCUGGCACUCCUGUCACCACGCCAACUCCAAAACCUCCACCUUCCACUCUCGCCAACUCCCGCAGCCUGCUGGAGUGGAGACGGAGGGUGAAGUCUGAAUACAUGCGCCUUCGACAGCUAAAACGCCUUAAAAAAGCAGAGCAAGUCAAGACCCUGUUCAUGUCAAACAGGGAAAAAAUUGAGCAGCAGACGAAUCUCCUGAACGCAGAGUGGUCCAAGCUCAGGAUUCAGUCCAUGCCCCUGUCAACGUCUGGAGGAGCCCUGGCCAACAAGAAGAUGUGUACGGUGGAGUUCGGCUUCCCGGGAUUCAAAAGCCAAGCCAUCGCCAUGAGGCCGAUGUCGACGGUGGCAGGAAUCCCCUUCAUGUACUCCUGGUCACCGCUACAGCACAACUUCAUGGUGGAGGAUGAGACGUUUCUCCACAACAUCCCCUACAUGGGCGACGAGGUUCUGGAGCAGGAUGAGGCCUUUCUGGAGGAGCUCAUUGAUAAUUAUGACGGCGUUCAUGGAGACAGAGAAGGAGGAUUCAUCAGCGACGAGAUCUUUAAAGAGCUGGUUGAAGCUCUGAGCCAGUACUCCGACCAUGAAGAGGAGGAAGAGGAGGAGGCGGCGGGAGUCCGAGCCGGCGUCGAGGCGGCCGGGAAGAAAGAGGACGAGAGAAUGAUGAGGAGGAGCUCCACCGAGGGCUCGGAGGAGACCAAAACCGGAGCCGUGGCCUUCAUCAGGAGGAAGAGGAGGAGCACCACUGAGGUGAGGGACUUGUCCGGCAGCAAGAAGAUCCCCGACGAUAAGAUAUUCACAGCCAUCGCCUCCAUGUUCCCCUACAAGGGCACCACCGAGGAGCUGAAGGAAAAGUACAAGGACCUCUUGGAGCCCCCCAACCCGGUGAAGCUGCCCCCUCUCUGCACCCCCAACCUCGAUGGACCUUUUGCAAAGUCUGUGCAGAGGGAGCAGUCGCUGCACUCUUUCCACACGCUCUUCUGCAGACGAUGCUUCAAAUACGACUGUUUUCUCCACCCAUUUCAUGCUACACCCAAUGUUUACAAGAGGAAGAGUAAGGAGAUCCGCAUGGAAACGGAGCCAUGCGGCGUGGACUGCUUCCUGUUACAGAAAGGGGCGAAAGAGUUUGUGGAUCAGAACAUGCUGCGGUCGCAGAGGUCCCGGAGGCGACGGAGGCAGCAGCGUCCCACCAGCUCCAGCUGCCCCGGACCGUCCGGGUCUGCCGAGGAGGGCAAAGAGGGCGAGAGUGACCACGAAACCACUUCCUCCUCAGAGGGGAAUUCACGCUGCCAGACCCCCACCCGGCUGCGUCCCGGGGACGAGGACGGCGAGCAGCAGGCCUGCUGUGUGGUCCAGUGGAGUGGAGCAGAGGAGUCGCUGUUCAGGGUGCUGCACGGCACCUACUUCAACAACUUCUGCUCCAUCGCCCGCCUCAUCGGCACCAAGAACUGCAAGGAGGUGUACGAAUUUGCCGUCAAAGAGGUUCUGAUCCAUCGCGUUCCUCUGGAGGACGGAGGCAUCUCGCCUCAGAAGAAGAAAAGAAAACACAGGUUAUGGGCGAAGAUUCAGCUGAAAAAAGAUAACUCCUCCAAUCAGGUGUACAACUACCAGCCAUGUGACCACCCGGACCACCCGUGCGACAGCUCCUGCCCGUGCGUGAUGACCCAGAAUUUCUGCGAGAAGUUCUGCCAGUGCGAGCACGAGUGCCAGAACCGCUUCCCGGGCUGCAGGUGUAAGACUCAGUGCAACACCAAGCAGUGUCCCUGCUACCUGGCAGUGAGGGAGUGCGACCCAGAUCUCUGCAUGACCUGCGGCGCCGCCGACCACUGGGACAGCAAGGUGGUCUCCUGCAAGAACUGCAGCAUCCAGAGGGGCCUGAAGAAGCACCUGUUGUUGGCCCCGUCGGACGUCGCCGGGUGGGGCACCUUCAUCAAGGAGCCCGUCCAGAAGAACGAGUUCAUCUCCGAGUACUGCGGCGAGCUGAUCUCCCAGGACGAGGCGGACCGGCGCGGGAGGAUCUACGACAAAUACAUGUCCAGCUUCCUUUUCAACCUGAACAAUGUAGACUUCGUUGUGGAUGCCACUCGAAAGGGGAACAAGAUCCGCUUUGCAAAUCAUUCAGUUAAUCCCAACUGCUACGCCAAAGUGGUGAUGGUGAACGGAGACCACCGCAUCGGGAUCUUCGCCAAGCGGGCGAUCCUGCAGGGAGAGGAGCUCUUCUUCGACUACAGAUACAGCCAAGCCGACGCCCUCAAAUACGUGGGGAUCGAGCGGGAGGUCGACAUGACUUAGCUCCGCCCGGCGGCCACCCGUCCUCCCCAAACUAACGCUUCGCCUCCUCCCCGCAGCGUCGCAACGAGCCGACGAGUUUUCACCGACAGUCACCGUCUCUGCCCUCACUGCUGCAUUUUCCAAAAAUAGAAGCCCCCCCCCCCGCCUCUCCCCUCCCUCCCCCGCCGUCUGCAGGUGCUCCUGCUCUGCAAACACCGCAGCGCCUGCUGCUCCCAGACCUCCCCACCUACCUGUCACGCCGUGUAACGCCGAGCUUAUUCAACUAAACUAUUAAAGUGGAAAUACUAUUAAUCCAUAUAGCUUACUGCACUCAAGAGGAUCACACAGUCACAGAUUACUACCGUGUGUGUGUGUGUGCGUGCGUGUGUGUAUGUGUGUGUGUGUUCCCUCUUGCAGGUUUUGUUACUGUACUUAUAGACCGGCUUUUGUUUGACAUCUCAAUACGUACUGCUAAAGCUUUCCUAUCGUACCCGAUGAUGAUGAUGACGAUGAUGAUGAUGAUGAUGAUGAUGAUGAUGAUGAUGAUCGGUAAAAUGCAUGUGCCGUUUUUUUGACAGACCAUCCAUCCGAACAUGUUAGCCACAGAAUUUAGCUGCUGUUGCCGUGCAGUCACUCAGUAUCGUAAGUAUGAUGUUUCCCUCCUCUGGUCGUUUCCUCGGAGAACCCCCCUCCAACAGCUGGCGUUCUCCACCUCUGUGGUAAAAAUAAGUUAUUGUGCAUUUAUGUCACUGUUCUGCAAAAAAAUAGGCAACCAGACAAGAAACCGACUGACUGAAUGUAACCAGACGAUGGUGAAGAGGUCUCAUCUUUCUUUUCAUUUGAAACGUUGAUUUUCUUUGUUUUCUUUUUGGUACUCAGAGCAACAAAACAUUUCUCAUUGUGUUUACAUGAUCCUGAGAUCUUCACUUGUUACGAAACCAGUCACAGACUAAACGUCUUCCUUUAAAAGUCACAGAAAGUGCCAAACGAGUCCGCGGAGAAGCUGCUGAGCGCCGUGUGGAUGAGAUGUAUCAUGAAGUGAGCUCUUUUCAAGCUGAUCUUUACGAGUUUUUAACCAUGGGAAAAAUGAAAAUAUGUCUCUUUUUUGACCAAAUAUCAAAGUCCCCCAACAUGUGAAUGUAAAGUAUCGAUUGCCAUCUUUUAUUUUCAUUGAUUUUUUUUUUUUUACCUCCAGAUUUUUCAUCCACUGUUUGUCAAUUUUGAAUCAUUUGAAGGCUCACUUUGAAAAAAUGAGAUCAUUUUCAGUAGAGACGAACAAAAUGAAAGUUUAAUGCUAUGUACAGUGUAUGCCUAUAAAAAUAAAGGUUUAACUUUAUAUAUUA